This is a messenger RNA of Salvelinus sp. IW2-2015, 711 nucleotides long. NCBI's taxonomy places the organism in Eukaryota, Metazoa, Chordata, Actinopteri, Salmoniformes, Salmonidae. The record is from RefSeq and is a predicted model, not a curated record.
ACCGCUCUUAGCUUGAGUCAUUUCGUUCUUCAGUCUCUAUAACAGUUUGAGAGCUACAGGAGCUACAUGAGUACGGAAUGACUGAUGACAUUCUCAGUUAGCUGGCUAUCUGUUAUCGUUAGUUGACCAUCUAGCUUGCUAGCUAGCUAAUCUUGUUUAGUUUGAUCUAGCUACCUUGUUAGGUUAGUGACAGUUGGUAAACUGGUUAGCUAGCUACAUUAGCUAAGGUUACGUAUUAGCUAGCUACUAGUUUUUUUGCUUGGAAGACGUUGUUGUCAAGAGGUGGUCCACAGAAAAAGACUCGAAUCAAUGCUCGAAUCAAUAAAAGUCACUGAAAGGCUCCAUUGGCCAGAGAUGGAGCAGUCUAAGAAGUAUCUCCUGAGCUCGACAGUGCCGGUAAAGAUGGAGAUCUCUAAGAAGUACUCAAGCCCCACUGUGCCGGACAAGCAGCCUCUGAGCCCCACUCAGGUGUGCCUGGAGAAGCUGUCCUCCAGCAUCCUCAAGGACCUCUUCACCACAGGAACCAGCAGCUACAAUGUGCUCCUGCAGGGCGAGGAGGAGGAGAGACAGAGCCCAAAGCACUCCCCGUACCGCAGGCCCAAGAAGACUGUGAGAUGUGCCUCUACAWCCWGCAGGUCACARGARAYCCACCYCRYUCCGGYGCUUCSCCAGCGGYCKKAAGSCAGCCCACAGCARCAKGGUCCUGGGUAG